This is a messenger RNA of Heterocephalus glaber (naked mole-rat), 3009 nucleotides long. It is a transcript of the gene Tbxa2r, whose product is annotated as thromboxane A2 receptor. Lineage: Eukaryota; Metazoa; Chordata; Mammalia; Rodentia; Bathyergidae. Gene Ontology annotation, biological process: inflammatory response; adenylate cyclase-activating G protein-coupled receptor signaling pathway; positive regulation of cytosolic calcium ion concentration. The record is from RefSeq and is a predicted model, not a curated record. Gene Ontology annotation, molecular function: thromboxane receptor activity. Gene Ontology annotation, cellular component: plasma membrane.
ACUUUAUAGAGGAGUUUGGGUAGGAGAGGGGUAGUACUAAGAGGAGUGGAAAGUUUUGUCUUGGAGUAGAGGAAGUCUUUUGUUCUGGGGCAGAGGUUGCUGGUCUCCAGGGGUAUCUGGACCUGCAGAUGUUGCUGCAUGGGAGAGGCCAUUUCUCUUGAACUUUGGCUUCCUGUUAUCCUGUGCACCUUGCAGGAUGUGUAACUGCUUUGCCUGGGACAUUUUCUCUUCUGCCUGGGCAGGGGUCUGACUCAAAGUUUCAGAUUUAUUUGAAAAACUAAGAGUGAAGGGUGAGGUCUGCAGAGUGAACUUAGGGUGAGUAAAAGAGAGAAAAAAUAAAAAUAAGAUUACACCCUAUAGCAUGAGGGUGGGCUACCAUGAAGAGGCACAAUAGUGAGCUCUUCAUGGCAUUUGUGUCCUUUUAUUCUUUCCAAAUGUCACAAGAACCUGUGAGAACUCUACAUAUAGGGUGCUGAGAAUUAUUUGGCACGUGUCCUGGAAUCUUGUACUUAACAGGUCCUGUUUCUCCCCCAGCCAGCUCUGCCAUGCCCUGCCUUCCCAUCUCAUCAGUAGGGAGGGGACAAGUCUAAAGUCAGAAGAGGGUGUGCUCUACUUACCCCUCAAAGAAAAUACCAGCUGGGGGCUGGGGAUGUAGCUCAGUGGUUCCACCGCCUGCCUCACAAGCGCAAGGCCCCGAGUUCGAUCCCUGGUACCAAAAAAAAAAAAAAGAAAGAAAGAAAAUACCAGCUGGGCACAGGGGAGCAUGCCUGUCAUCACAGUGACUCGGAAGGCUGAGGCAGGAGGAUCUCGAGUUGGACCCAGCCUGGGCAACUUAGCAACUUUAUGAGACUCUGGCUCAAAAUUUUUUUUAAAAGGAGGGGCUGGGGAUGGAGCUCAGCAUGAAGGCCCUGGGUUUAAUUUCCAGUAUCAAAAAGGAAAGAAGGAAAUAAGGGAGGGGAGGGAAGGAGGGAAGGAAGAAAAUGAAAAUAAAUUCAAAUGCCAACCCUCCCUGCUUUCCCGCCUGGCUGUUUGACUGGUGGGAUCUUGGAGUCCGUACGCACAUUUGCAGAUGGGAGGCCCGAGUUUAAAUCCCAGGUCAACUCCAGAUGAACACUGUGACUUUGGACACAGUAAUGAACCUCUCUGUGCCUCCGUCCGUGCCCACCCCCUGCACGAUGAAGAUCUUCAUAGGAGUGGCAGCUGCCCAGCACUUGGGGCCACUACCCCUCCUUUGCCCACCGAUGCCUCUACUUGAUGUUUGCGUGCCUGACCCUGGGGCAGCCGGAUGGAGUGGUGACCCACUGUUCCCUCGCCCCUCCAGCGCCAUGUGGCUCAACAAUACUUCCCUGGGGCCGUGUUUCCGGCCCACGAACAUCACGCUGGAGGAGCGGCGCCUGAUCGCCUCGCCCUGGUUCGCGGCCUCCUUCUGCGCCGUGGGCCUGGCCUCCAACCUGCUGGCGCUGCGCGUGCUGGCGGGCGCACGGGCGGGCGGGUCGAGUCCCCGCUCCUCCUUCCUCACCCUCCUCUGCGGCCUGGUCCUCACGGACUUCCUGGGGCUGCUGGUCACCGGCCUCAUCGUCGUGUCCCAGCACGCCAUCCUCUUCGACUGGCGCACCGUGGACCCGCUCUGCCGCCUCUGCGACUUCAUGGGUGUCGCCAUGGUCUUCUUCGGGCUGUGCCCGCUGCUCCUGGGCGCCGCCAUGGCCUCCGAGCGCCACCUGGGCAUCACGCGGCCCUUCUCGCGCCCCGCGGCCGCCUCUCCGCGCCGGGCCUGGGCCACCGUGGCUCUGGUGUGGGCGGCGGCGCUGGCGCUGGGGCUGCUGCCGCCGCUGGGGCUGGGCCGCUACUCCCUGCAGUACCCGGGCUCCUGGUGCUUCCUGACGCUGGGCGCGCGGCCGGGCGACGUGGCCUUCGCGCUGCUCUUCGCGCUGCUGGGCGGCCUGUCGGUGGCGCUGUCCUUCGUGCUCAACACCGUCAGCGUGCUCACCCUGUGCCGCGUCUACCAUGGCCGCCAGGCCGCCCGGCAGCGCCCGCGGGACGGCGAGGUGGAGAUGAUGGCGCAGCUGCUGGGCAUCAUGGUGGUGGCCAGCGUCUGCUGGAUGCCCUUGCUGGUCUUCAUCGCGCAGACGGUGCUGCGGACGCCGCCGGCCAUGAGCGCCUCUGGGCAGCUGUCCCGGGCCACGGAGCGGCAGCUGCUCAUCUACCUGCGCGUGGCCACCUGGAACCAGAUCCUGGACCCCUGGGUCUACAUCCUCUUCCGCCGCUCCGUGCUGCGGCGUCUACACCCGCGCCUCAGCUCGCCGUCCGGGUCACUGUCCUUGCGACCGCAGCUCGCCCAGGGCGCCCGGGCGCCACUGUGACUGGGGGGGAGCUUUACGGGCCUGGGGACCCCAACUCCUCCCUGGUCCCUUUGCAACAGCCUCUUCACGCCCUGCCCACUCGGAGCCCUCCUCCCCAUACUGUCCCCUGCUCUAGAGCACCCCCACGUCCCCCUAGCCCCAGGCAGGGAGUUUGGGGGUGCCUGGAAGGAAUCGGACUGUGAAGCCCAGAGGAGCAAGGCUUCUUUUUUUUUUUUGGUACCAGGGAUCAAACUCGGGACCUUGUGCCUGGCAGGCAGGUGGCGGAACCACUGAGCUAAAUCCCCAGCCCAAGGCUGCUUCUUGAAGCCCCCAGAGCUGGGGGUGCUGUGAUCCCCUAAGAGAGGCCUUGCUGGGGGUGGUGACUUCUCUGGGACAGCUCUGCCAGAACGGGUUCCACCUGCAGGGGAUGGCGGCACCCACCCGCCAUCGAAGCAAUCGGGAGGCAGAGGCAGGAGGAUUGGAAGUUCCAGCCCAGCCUGGGCAAUUGAGCAGUCUAAUGAGACCCUGUCUCAAAAUGAAAAGGAGUUGGGGAUGCAGCUCCUUGCUGAUCACUUGCCUAGCAUGUGCAAGGGCCUGGGUUCCACCCACAAGAAUUUUAAUAAAUAAAUAAAUAAAUAAAUACAUAAAUAAAUUGAAGGUGCACAGUGAG